Octodon degus (degu) is the source of this 1317-nucleotide messenger RNA. RefSeq names its product arsenite methyltransferase (gene As3mt). Gene Ontology annotation, biological process: toxin metabolic process; arsonoacetate metabolic process. NCBI's taxonomy places the organism in Eukaryota, Metazoa, Chordata, Mammalia, Rodentia, Octodontidae. Gene Ontology annotation, molecular function: arsenite methyltransferase activity. The record is from RefSeq and is a predicted model, not a curated record. Gene Ontology annotation, cellular component: cytosol. The transcript has 10 exons. The annotation marks the transcript as partial.
GCUCCCUCCUCCUCCCUCACAGUGGACCCCACCGCCGCCACUGAGGUCUGGAGGGCCGUGCAGAGCUACUACGGGCAGGUGCUGAAGACGUCUGCAGACCUCCAGACCAACGCCUGUGUCACCCUGGCCCGGUCCGUCCCCAAGCAUGUCCAGGAAGCCCUGCAGAAGGUGCACGAAGAGGUGGCGCUGAGGUAUUAUGGCUGUGGCCUUGUCAUCCCUGAGCGUCUGGAAAGCUGCUGGAUUUUGGACCUCGGUAGUGGAAGUGGCAGAGAUUGCUAUGUACUUAGUCAGCUGGCUGGUGAGAAGGGACACGUCACAGGAGUAGACAUGACAGAAGGACAGGUGGAAGUGGCUAAAAAGUACCUUAGCUAUCACAUGAAAACACAUGGCUUCCAGACACCCAGUGUGGAUUUUAUUCAUGGCUACAUUGAAAAGUUGGCAGACGCAGGAGUCCAGGAGGAGAGCUACGACAUUGCUGUCUCUAACUGUGUGAUUAACCUUGUGCCUGAUAAACAGCAAGUGCUGCGGGAGGUGCACCGCGCGCUGAAGCCUGGCGGGGAGCUGUAUUUCAGUGACGUCCUCGCCAGCCUUGAAAUGCCAGAAGAAAUCAGGACGCACAAGGUUUUGUGGGGUGAGUGCCUGGGGGGCGCGCUGUCCUGGAAGAGCCUGGCCGACCUUGCCCGGAACAUCGGCUUCUGCGCGCCGCGCCUGGUUGCCGCCAGUCCCAUCACGGUCCAGAACAAGGAGCUGGAAAGAGCUAUCGGUGACUGUCGCUUUGUCUCCGCCACGGUCCGCCUCUUCAAACUCCCUCCGGGAGAACCAGCUGAAAGAUGCCAAGUUGUUUACAAUGGAGGAAUCACUGGACACGAAAAAGAACUAAUAUUUGAUGUGAAUUUCACAUUCAAGCAGGGUGACGUUGUUGAAGUGGAUGAAGAAACAGCAGCUAUUUUGAAGAAUUCGAGGUUUGCCCAAGAUUUUCUCUUCCGACCAGUUGGAGAGGGGCUGCCAAGAGCUGGCGGCUGUGCGGCGUUAGCACCUGAGCGCAUCAUCACAGACCCGUUCAAGCUUGCGGAAGAAUGUGACAGCACCGGGUCCAGGUGCGGCCCUGCGGUCGCCGGAGGCUGCUGCCGCCCAGAGCAAAGCUGCUGAACCUGUGGCCCGCUCAGAGCCGCCGCUGGGGGCUGCAGGCGGAGCCGCCCGUAAUUCCGCGUUGGCCUGCUCUUCCCUUUAGUACAGGCCAAGGGAAUAAGUGGCCGAAAUGGCACCAUGUUACAGCCCACCAAUAAAAAGAAGCAAAUUACUUACUUAUUUAUUAUU